This is a messenger RNA of Pimephales promelas (fathead minnow), 4028 nucleotides long. The record is from RefSeq and is a predicted model, not a curated record. Lineage: Eukaryota; Metazoa; Chordata; Actinopteri; Cypriniformes; Leuciscidae.
AUGCAUCAGGAAAACCCCUCACCAUACACCAUACAGCAGCAACAGCAAGUCCAACAACAGGCUCAACAGCAAGCACAGCAACAAAUGCAACAACAAAUACAGCAGCAGCAAAUGCAGCAAAUGCAGCAGGUUCAGCCAGUGCAGCAAAUGCAGCAGGUUCAGCCAGUGCAGCAAAUGCAACCAGUGCAGCAAGUGCAGCAAAUGCAACCAGUGCAGCAAGUUCAGCAGGUACCUCAGGUUCAGCCAGUGCAGCAAGUUCCACAUGUGCAACCCAUGGCACCUCCAAAUCCCGUCUACACUCCAGUUCCCUCUACAGCCCUUGCCCCAGUAACCACUCCUGCUCUGUUACCACAACUUCCUGCUCAGCCUUUAAGUCCUGCUCCUCCUCCCACUGUCCCUCAGACCCCAGUGGCUCCUGUAGACCCUAAAAAAAAUGCAGACCCUGAGUUUCUGGCAUUGCUGCAAAAAGAGGGCCUCUCGGACAGCACCAUCACUUCACUGCUGCAGCAGGGCUUUGACUCCACUGCAAUGUUGGCUGUAAUGGAGGAAAAUGAUGUACGUUCGGUGGCCCCCAACUUGGGCCAAGCCAGGGUUCUGUCUCGUGUUGUGCUUAGUUGCAAACGACCACCUGAAACCCUUCCUGCUACCCCCCUGCAUCCCAGUGCUCCAGUACGUGGCAGAUCCAACAGCUUUAGCCAUCGUAGUGACAUUUAUACGCACCAGCCGCCACCCUUGACUCCAGGCUUGGAGUCCCAAUAUAUGCAGCCACCCUCUACCCCAAUGCAGACUGUAUCUGCCAGGAUGGGUGAGGGCUAUAGUCGGAGACCCAGCAGUGCUCCCUCCCAGCAACUUCUAGACCAGACCAGUGGGUAUCCUGGAGCCAGGUCUGCAGGAGGAUACAGUGGUUCUGUGGUUCCAGUCCAGCCUCGCCCAUUAUCAGGCUACAAUCCGCAUACUGGCUUGUCCAUGUCACAUAUGACUUCAAUGUCCCAACACGUAGGCAUUCCAUCUCAUCUGCCAGUAAUGCCAUCCCAAAUGGCAAUCCAUGCAAUGCCACAGCCUUUGCCAGCACUGCCAAUGACCAUGCCUGCUUUGGCACCCCAGCAAGCUCCGAAGGCAUACACAACCAACUAUACUGUACCAAUGGAGUUGUUAAAGAGGGAUCGAAGCUUGGCCACAAUGUCUCCCAUGCCCAGUCCCCAUGUAAGCCCACAAGUAAUGCGCAGGGCUGGAGUGUCCUCAGACGGAGCCCUAGUACCUGUUGGUAGUGCCGGUCCAGGUCAAGGUGUGAGUCCGUCUAAUCAGAAGCUCAGCCGGCGUACUGGACCUCCGGUCAUUGUCUCCACUAUGGCAUCGCCGGACACAAGUAUAAGGCCUCAGAUCAUGAACGGCCCGAUGCACCCUCGGCCGCUGGUCGCUCUGCUGGACGGGAGGGACUGUACCGUCGAGAUGCCCAUCCUGAAGGAUUUGGCCACGGUGGCCUUCUGUGAUGCCCAGUCAACGCAGGAGAUCCAUGAGAAGGUGUUGAACGAGGCGGUGGGGGCGAUGAUGUACCACACCAUUACUCUGACCAGAGAAGAUCUGGAGAAAUUUAAAGCCCUACGAAUCAUAAUCCGCAUCGGUAGUGGAUAUGACAAUAUCGACAUUAAAGCAGCUGGAGAGAUGGGUAUUGCAGUGUGUAAUAUCCCAUCAGCCGCUGUGGAGGAGACGGCAGACUCGACGCUUUGCCACAUCCUGAACCUGUACAGGAGGAACACGUGGCUGUACCAGGCCAUGCGGGAGGGCACACGGGUCCAGAGCGUGGAGCAGAUCCGAGAGGUGGCGUCAGGGGCCGCCCGCAUCAGAGGGGAAACACUCGGACUUAUUGGCUUUGGCCGAUCAGGACAGGCAGUCGCUGUUCGAGCGAAAGCGUUUGGCUUCAAUGUGAUCUUUUACGACCCAUACUUGCAAGACGGUUUAGAGCGAUCGUUGGGCGUUCAGAGAGUUUACACAUUACAGGACCUCCUGUACCAGAGCGACUGCGUGUCUCUCCACUGCAACCUAAACGAACACAAUCACCACCUCAUUAACGACUUCACCAUCAAACAGAUGCGACAGGGAGCGUUUCUAGUCAACACAGCCCGAGGGGGUCUGGUCGAUGAAAAAGCCCUGGCUCAGGCUCUAAAAGAGGGCAGGAUACGAGGGGCCGCCCUGGACGUUCACGAAUCUGAACCCUUCAGUUUUACUCAGGGUCCUCUGAAGGAUGCGCCCAAUCUGAUCUGCACCCCUCACACGGCGUGGUACAGUGAGCAGGCCUCACUAGAGAUGAGAGAGGCCGCGGCCACCGAGAUCCGCAGGGCCAUCACUGGUCGUAUUCCAGACAGUCUCAGAAACUGCGUCAACAAGGAGUUUUUUGUUACCACGGCGCCGUGGGGGAUGAUGGAGCAGCAGGUACACCCGGAGCUCAACGGAGGAGCUUACAGGUUCCCCCCUGGUGCAGUGGGUGUGUCUCCUGGUGGCAUGGGUGGACAAAUAGAGGGCAUGAUGCCUGGCGGGGUGCCCAGUGCCCACCCCCUGCCGCCGGGCGCCCAGCCCAGCCUCGCCCCCUCCCCCACCCAGCUCCUCAAACACAACGACCAUAGAGAACACCUGGCCAAGUCAUAACCACACACCUGACCGCUGACCAACUGCAAAUCGUAGAGACUAAGAGACAGUGAACGGGUGAACAAGCAAUCAGCUGCCAGCGCCAGCUGCACCAGAGACAUGCUUCAUGGACGUCUGCCACUGUCUUGUUUUUCAGUUUGAGUGUUUCUCCGUUCAUUUACUUUUUAACCUAGGAAGUUCGGUGGUUUUGUUUCUGUCGUUUUUGCGAGGGGCGGACGUCAUUUCCACCUGUUCGUACGCAGGUGGGCGGUGCUUUCUUGUCAGGAGGCGUGGCAUCACACAAUGGCCACGCCUCUUUCCUCGUGCACCAGUUCGAAACAUUGACUGAUACCCACAUGUCAUGCACUUCUCUUCUUCCUCCUCCUCACCUUAUUUGGGCACGUAACAGAACUCGACGCAGUUAUACGUUUCAACAACGUUUCUAUCUUUACAUCCACGGAAUUAGUGCUCGUCUUUGUUUCAGUGUUGAUAAAAAAAUAUAUAUAUACAGUGAAUCUAUUAAGAGAACAGAGAGGGAAAGGCUGUUCUUGGGCAAAAAUAAAGAUGAUAGAGAAAUGAUUAGCAUUUGUUUUUGUUUUUUUCAGAACAUUUAGAGUAGCUGACCUCCUCUUGUUUACAGAAUUGCACAAAUUGAACAAGCACCAGCUCAGAAACCACCCCUCUUUAAGACCCAAGAGCACACUAUUUUACUAAUAUAUAUAUAUAUAUAUAUAUAUAUAUAAAUAAAUUAAUUUAGAUUAAAAAUGUUUUUGGUUUUUUUCAGGAUUUGUUUGAUUCUCUGUCGGGUUUUUAAAUGUCAGUUCCCAAAAAUGGUAAUUUGGAUCAGAGUGAACGUCACCAUGAGGAACAUUUUGAUUUUGUGUUUGCUAUGAGUUCUGUAAAACUCCAAAAAUAGAUGGCAGCUCACUUAGAUUAAAAAAAGGGACUGGAGUGAAAAACCGCCCCUGUCUCAGGAAGAACAUUUACUCCGAAACACACGACAACCCGGUGGUCUAGAUACUCGCUCCUUCCCAUCAGCCUCUUCGCCUACCCGAGGUAUUUUUUAUAGAUCUGACAUCCAGUGCGUUUUUUUGGUGUUGAAUGUAUGGCAGUUAAAUUAGAUUUGUAUUGUCUAGUUUAAUGUUUUUGUAACCAUACUUUCCUGUGAUCCUCUCCCUGUUCCUUUUCUUUUGGGUUCUUUAUGUGGAAGCGCACUGUUCGGAGCUCAUUGUGUUGUUUAUAUGCAAUAUCCUGAGGUCCUCGGCCAACUCCGGUCAGGUUGGUUCCAGAACUGUAGGUUUGGUUUUUAGUGUGAGUAUUUGUAUUUGUUUAUUGUACCGAGGUGAACAUUUAGCAUACAGUACAGUUCAAAUAAAUAAAAAAAACAAAAUACCGUUCUGACUUUC